Messenger RNA from Spea bombifrons (plains spadefoot toad), 822 nucleotides. RefSeq names its product homeobox protein CHOX-CAD-like. Gene Ontology annotation, molecular function: DNA-binding transcription factor activity, RNA polymerase II-specific; RNA polymerase II transcription regulatory region sequence-specific DNA binding. The record is from RefSeq and is a predicted model, not a curated record. Bases 1 to 822 code for a protein of 273 amino acids. Lineage: Eukaryota; Metazoa; Chordata; Amphibia; Anura; Pelobatidae. The transcript has 3 exons. Gene Ontology annotation, biological process: regulation of transcription by RNA polymerase II; embryo development; anterior/posterior axis specification. Gene Ontology annotation, cellular component: nucleus.
AUGAAUAUCUCAUGUGGCCGCUACACUGCACAUAAAGAAGCUAGCAUGUAUCCACUUUCUGUGAGAUCCAACAACAACCAUACUGGACAGAAUUAUGCACCAAGUCAAUCAUAUUUCAAUUAUGUGGCUUAUCACCAUGUGCCGAACAUGGAAAACCAAGGACAGUCUUGUGGAGUUUGGGGGUCUCAGUAUGGAUCACCUCGAGAGGACUGGAAUUCUUACUCUGCUCCACCAUCCAACCCAUGUGCUGUACAAUCCUCUGAUUUAUCACCUACCCAAUAUGCUUAUAGCUCUCCUGGCUACAAUUCUCCACAUCCUGCUGGAUCUGGGAUUUUACAUUCAGUGGAUUCAAAUCACACCACUGCCAUUUCACCUAUUAGUCAAAGCCAAAAUUCCUUUGACUGGAUGAGGAAAACUGUUCAAUCUACCUCUACAGGUAAAACAAGAACAAAGGAAAAAUACCGUGUGGUUUAUACUGAUCAUCAGAGGCUGGAGCUGGAGAAAGAAUUUCAUUACAGCAGAUACAUCACAAUCAGAAGAAAAACCGAACUGGCUGCUAGCUUAAGACUUUCCGAGAGACAGGUAAAAAUCUGGUUCCAGAAUCGCAGAGCAAAAGAAAGGAAGCUCUUCAAAAAGAAGAUGAAUCAGUUUGAUGGCGCAGGUUCUGGGCAAAGUGAUUCGGGUUCGGCCAGUCCAAAUCCAAUCUGUGACUCUGUGGUACAUACAGACAUGCCAAGCUCUUUGUAUCAACCACCACCUCUUGCACUCAAUGGUCUGCAGCCCAAUGGCAUCUUACAUCAGGUCACUAUUGAAAUAGACUAA